AUGCAUCUGUACUCUUGGAACUGUCGUGGAUCUACUGGUCAUGCUCAGUCCAUCUCGGACAGACCAUUCAACGUGUCUCAGGCUCGUCGAGGUGCCGUCGACAACAAAAGAGAUACGUCCAACCAGGGUCGAGGAGGGUUGGGAAAAGGAGGAGGAGAAGGUGGAAAGAAAGAAGGAGUGUGCCCACGAAAAUGGCAGUAA
This is a messenger RNA of Protopolystoma xenopodis, 201 nucleotides long. Lineage: Eukaryota; Metazoa; Platyhelminthes; Monogenea; Polystomatidea; Polystomatidae. The record is from the annotation of a GenBank genome assembly.